This is a messenger RNA of Schizophyllum commune H4-8, 2050 nucleotides long. RefSeq lists its product as uncharacterized. The transcript has 11 exons. Gene Ontology annotation, cellular component: nucleus. Bases 80 to 1846 code for a protein of 588 amino acids. The record is from RefSeq and is a predicted model, not a curated record. NCBI's taxonomy places the organism in Eukaryota, Fungi, Basidiomycota, Agaricomycetes, Agaricales, Schizophyllaceae.
GUUCGACUUGACUUGGUCGUGCAGAAGGCGCGGUUCUGAACUCUACGAUACCCGACGCACACUAUAAACUCUGCAAACUAUGUCUGGGUCUCCGCGCAAGCCGCUGCGCAAGUCCUCGUCGUUGGUGCUCAAUGAGCCCGACCCUGGCAAGCUCAAGGCGAAGGCGACGCGCGUGUUUCCGAGUCCGCUGGUGCCGAAGGGAGGCGGGGAGGAGGUACCGGAUAGUGAGGAGGAAAGACUGAACUAUCGAAGCGAGACGGAGACGGAGGAGUCAGAGGCGGAGGUAGCCAGGACAAUCAAGUAUGUGUCGGACGUGAUCGAGAUAUCCUCGGAUGAGGACGAGGAAGAGGAGCCCAGGCCGACGCGGCCUCGAACCAAGGCUCCCAGUCCCCCAACACCGAGGAAGAAGUAUCCCCUCGGUGGUCUCGGGAAGCCCAGCGUCCGCCAGGGAUCUCCUACGAAGGGUCGCGAGGUCAGCAUCACCUCGCAUGGGUCCGACGAGGAGAUAGUGGAGUCCGAGCCGGAGGAACAAGGCUCCAGCCGUAUCAAGUUCCUCCCUUUGUUCCUCGACGACUCCGACGAGGAGCAGAGUGUCGCGCCGCGCGAGGAGACCGUUGAGUCCGACGAUGAAUGGGACGACUCGGAGGCGAUUCUGCAUGUCGAUACUCCCAAAGCGAAGCGCACGCUGAAACGCCCCGUCAGCAUCAGUCCGACGCGUCCUUCACCUUCACCAUUUCCCUCGGUUCGACCUAUUGAUCCCUUCGACCGUCUGCCUACGACCUCCCAACCUACUACUGCACCUUCCACUUCCAAAGCCAAGCCUCCUAUACCUCAUUUCAAGUGGCCCGUACUUCCUGAUGAGCCCGCCGCGUCCUCGUCUACCAAGCGGCCCUCGUCCCCUUCUAAAUCCCGCGCCACCUCCCCUUCCAAAUCACGGUCCAUUUCCCCCUCGAAGUCUAGCUCUACAUCCCCUACCAAAUCCUCUCCCGACAAAGCUGGUCCCUCUCGCCCCACCUCCCCCACGAAACGUCCGCCCUCCCCUCGCAAGCCCACCCAAAAGGCCCUGCGUGAAGCCGAGGCCGCGCGGCGCGCCGCCUACGCGCAAGACAUAUUCACCCAGCUCAACGCGCAGGUGUUCAAGGGUGGCUUACCACCGGAGACGCCGCUGGUGUGGAAUGCGAAGAUGACGAGCACGGCGGGGCGGGCGAGGUAUCAUAGGAACUCGGAAGGUCAAGUAGUCACCUGCAUCGAGCUGGCGACGAAGAUCUUGGACAGGGAUGAACGCAUCCGCUACACUCUCGCGCACGAAAUGUGCCACCUCGCGACGUGGAUCAUCGACAAGGAUCUGGCAAGCAAUCAUGACAAGUUGUUUUGGAAGUGGGGCCGGCGGGUUAUGGCAAAACGAUCUGACAUCGAAAUCUCGACGACGCACAGCUACGAGAUCAAUCACAAGUAUCGGUGGCAAUGCUGCAACACGUCCUGUGGGAAGAUCUUCGGCCGCUUCUCCAAGUCCAUCAAGGUCGAGACGCAGUUCUGCGGCUGUGGUGGCAAGCUCGAGCCGCUCUUCACCACCCGAUCACAUACGCCGCGCGACCCGGACACGCCCAAGUCGAGCAGGCAGGCGGUGGCGAGGGGGCAAGGCGGCUCGGCGGUCAAGCGGACGGUCGAAACCAUCCGGGUCAAAAAGACAACUUCGGUGUCCACCGCAUCGAAGACCACGCCCACAUCCACUUCGUCGAAGACCAUGCCCGGCGGCGUCAUCGACCUCUGCGACUCGGGCGACGAAGACAGCGACGACGGAGUCGAGAUCGUGACGGAGUCGCUGGGGAAGACGACGAUUGUUUGAGGAGAUGAGUUUUGGUGGAAGGAGGUUUUAGAUGCAAGGGGGUCAUCUGGGGUCGCGCAGGAGGAGAUGGAGACAGAUUUGUAUGAAGGUAAUUCUGAUCUAGUACAGCCCAAUAGUCGCACAUACCUUACUAUCUAGUAAUUGUGAACCUUUCUUGGUUAUGUUGUUGGUCACUUGGCGUAAUUCAGACGGACCUCAGAUCAG